Molecule: messenger RNA, 1923 nt
Organism: Pyricularia grisea
Lineage: Eukaryota; Fungi; Ascomycota; Sordariomycetes; Magnaporthales; Pyriculariaceae
Exons: 5
Coding region: 1-1923 (640 amino acids)
Biological process (GO): transmembrane transport
Molecular function (GO): transmembrane transporter activity
Source: RefSeq, a predicted model, not a curated record
AUGUUUGCCAGACUCUCUCUUCUUGGCUUUGAGUUGCGCGUACUCUUGAACCGCUGCCAGAGACGACUCUUGACGACUAUGGAACUGUACAGUCACGAGCCGCAGAGCCCAAACACUCCCAAGAGACCCAUGGAGACGCGGAAGCGAGCGGAUGUGACGACCGGGGAGGUCGUGGUGGGGACGACUCACCUCUACCGCGCCGAUGGUUCCAUUCGACUGAUCCCUAUGCCUUCGCCAGAUCCCAAGGACCCUCUUAAUCUGCCGCUAUGGAGGAAGUAUCUCGCCGUCAGCAUCGUCUGCUUCUUUGGUGCCCUCGCCUUGACAGCCGAAGUCGUCAUCGGCGGGCUGAUCCCCAUAUUCAUCCUGGAGUACGCCGGCGUGGACCCACACUACAUCAACCAGGUCGACUUCACCGACCGGAGCCGCGGCCCACCCGGCAGCCCCCUGACCGUCCUCCCCAAGGGCGUCAGGCCGCCGGACCUUGGCCGCAUCACGCUACUAGUGACGAUCCCGCUCAUGACCAACGGCAUCGCGUCCUACUUCCUCGUGCCCCUGAGCAUCGCCGUCGGACGCCGGCCCAUCCUCCUGCUUGCGUCGACUUGCGCCUGGGCCGGUGGCAUCUGGGCCGCCAUGAGCACUAGCCUCAACUCGCACCUGGCCGCCAGGGCAUUGCAGGGGCUUGGCGCUGGCGCCGUCGAGGCGUUGAUCCCGCUUGUGGUUCAGGAUAUGUUCUUCUUGCAUCAGCGCAACACGUGGAUGUCUGUCGUUGUCUCGUCGCAGGGCCUUCUUAUCAUCUCGGUCGGUAUCGCAACGCCGUACAUUGCUGCGAACUACUCCUGGCGCUGGAUCUACUGGAUCACAUCCGGGUUCGGAGUGUUUGCGUGGGUACUUUUGUUGGGUUUCAUGCCUGAGACGCGGUUUACUCGGUGCACGAAGGCUCUUGUCGGCGAAUCAGUCUAUCCCAUGGAAGAGGGCGAGGGCCGACCGCAGCUCGACCACCUCAACUACGCGCCACGCACCAUCUGGACCGAGAUCGGCGUCUUCAACUGCGGCUUCGAGUGGCGCGAGGCCGGCAUCAGCAUGCUCAACACGCUGCGGACGACCCUCUUCCCCGUGGUGAUAUGGACGACGCUGAUGAACAGCGCCUUCAUCAUCGCGGCGCAGGCCACGCAGCAGAUCUCGGCCUUUGCCCUGUUGGCCCAGGGCUGGCGGUACGAGCACACCGGCCUCUCCUUCGCCCCCUUUGUCGUCGCCGCCCUCUUCGUCUACGUCUUUGCCGGCCCCGUCGCCGACAAGCUCAGCCUCGCCACGACGAGGUGGCAGGCCAGGCACAUGGGGAAGAAGUCCGGCGAGGCCAGCGACAGCGAGGAUAACAUCAUCGAAGGCCCGCCUGCCGAGAACCUGCGAGAGGCGGAGCACAACCUUCCCAACUUUGUGCUGCCCUUUGUUGCCGGCAUCGCGGGCGCGUUCCUGUUUGGCGCGUCGGCGCAGCAGAACCUCCACUGGGCCAUCACGCUGACGGGAUCGUUCCUCAUCAUCUUUGGGUACCUGACGACGCUGACGCUGGCCAACGUCUUUGCCAUUGAGAGCUACCCCAUGUGGGCGGGACCCGUCCUCGUCAACGUCAGCAGCAUGCGCAUCAUCAUCGCCUUCUUCAUGGCCAGCCAGGCAACCAGCUGGGUGCAGACAAAGGGCGCCAUGGCGACGUUUGCCAUCUACGGCGAGACGCUCAUCGUGGUUAGCCUCGGGAUCGUGGUGCUCUUCUUCUUUGGCAAGAAGAUUCGGCGCUGGACUGCGGGAAAGGUCAAGCUCAGCGUGGUGGACAACGAUCGAGACCAGGGCGGCGGUGAUCGUGGCAGGAAGGGAAUAAGUGGUGGAGUGAGGGGGUUGAGGAGGAAAAGUCAGGGUUUCGAGAUGAUUUGA